This is a messenger RNA of Phycodurus eques (leafy seadragon), 2820 nucleotides long. It is a transcript of the gene irf2bp1, whose product is annotated as interferon regulatory factor 2 binding protein 1. Bases 297 to 1550 code for a protein of 417 amino acids. Gene Ontology annotation, molecular function: transcription corepressor activity. The record is from RefSeq and is a predicted model, not a curated record. The transcript is spliced from 2 exons. Lineage: Eukaryota; Metazoa; Chordata; Actinopteri; Syngnathiformes; Syngnathidae. Gene Ontology annotation, cellular component: nucleus. Gene Ontology annotation, biological process: regulation of transcription by RNA polymerase II.
ACGAGUCCGACGGAUAAACUACAUCACCCACAAUGCACCCGGCCGGUUUUGACGUAAGGCUCCGGCGUGUCCUGCGAGAGCGGUUCGACAGCAGCCGCGAGCAGGCCCGACCGGGUAAACAAAUGGUCGGAAUCCACACGUUGCUCCCUCGCUGUGCGUCCUUCGCAUGUUUGCGGCUGUUCCGACGCGGAGCGGAACGAGCCGAAGGGGAGGCUAGUUAGCAAACAGCGCCGCGAGCAGCACUUUGAAGAGAAAUCGGUCGGGUUAGCUAGCCCGUGCUAGCCGUGCCGCCCAACAUGUCGUCGCCUUCGUCGUCGUCGCGGCGCCAGUGGUGCUACCUGUGCGACCUGCCCAAGAUGCCGUGGACGGUGGUGUGGGACUUCAGCGAGGUGGUGUGCCGCGGCUGCGUCAACUACGAGGGGGCCAACCAGAUCGAGUUCCUGAUCGCCAGCGCGCGGCAGCUCAAGCGCAGCCACGGCGGCGUGCAGGACGGCAACGUGCGCUCGCCCGGACCGGGACCCUCGCCGCACAAGCACGCCGCGCCGGGCCGCGGGGAGCCGGCGACGACGCACGGCGAGCGCUUCGAGCGCGGAGCCCGAGGGGACGGCGGCGGCGGCGUGUCCGCCGCUCGCGUGCCGCCCAACGGCUUGCACCGCGACGGGCAGCCGCAGCCGCCGCCGCCAGAGGGGAACCGCCAGAGUCCCAGCGGCGGCCGGAGACCCAUGAUCGGCGCGGCCAUUCCGCCGAAUCUUGUGACUCAGAGCAUAGCGGGCAUCCCCCACGGGCUGCUGGCGGGCAUGCCGGCCGGCCUGACCGCCAGGACGGCGCCCAUGAGCGGCCCGAUGAUCUUCCCGGCGCCCGUGCUGGCCGAGAUGAACCGCCGGCAGCUGGGCAUCGGCAUGGGCAUCGCCCCCUUCAUCACGCCCGAGCUCGAGCGGGAGCUGAGCUCGUCCCAGGCCCAGCCCAAGUCGCACGCCGGCCCCAGCAAGGGCGCCGCCGGCCUGCCCUCCUCGUCGGCUUCCGUCAGCCAGACGAGCCCCAAGCCCGCGUCGUCGCCGGCCAGGCAGCCGCGGCCCCUCGCCGCCCGAGCCGGGGGCGAGCCGCUGUCGUCGGGCGGCUCGUCCGAGGCCGCCGCCCCCGGCCUCGGACGAGCCGAGCUGGGCUCCGCCUCGGCCGCCACCGGAAGCACCUUGUCCUGCACGCUGUGCCACGAGAGGCUGGAGGACACGCACUUCGUGCAGUGUCCGUCCGUACCGGGACACAGGUUCUGCUUCCCGUGCACCAGAGUGUACAUCCAGAGCCGGCGGGGUGACGGCGAGGUUUACUGCCCCAGCGGCGAGCGCUGCCCGCUGGACACGUCGCUCAACAGCCCCCCCUGGGCGUUCAUGCAGGGCGAGGUGUCCACCAUCUUGGGCACCGGCGCGGCGGGCGCCCCGCCGGCGGCCGCGCCGGGGGCGGGGCCCGGCGGUCCCGGCGGAGGCGGCGGCGCCCCCCCCGGCGCGGCGGCGCAGAGCGGCGACGUCACCGUCAAGAAGGAGCGGGAGACGUGAUGGUCGGUUUCCGUGGAAACCUGGAACAACGGCGGGCAGGCGGGACACUCGCACACACAAACACGUUUGCAACGACCCGAUGUGUGGGCCACCGUUCGUCUCUGGCGUGGACGCACGCGCGCGCGAGGCGCCUCAGAGCUCAUCCCAAUAUUGUCCGCAAUAAUAGAAAGACAAGGACACACGCGCUAGCGGUGUCCUUAUUUCAAGCAGCCCAAUGUUCCCACACACAAAAAAACAAUUAUGACCAAAACAGUUGGUGCCGCACAAAUAUAAAAAGACAACAACACACGCUCAUCCUAGCGUUGUCCGUGUGCCGACCAGACGAAAAUGUGUCCUCCGUAAAUGACAAGAAAGCCCACACUCGGACAUACUAGUCACGUUACUUGGAUCAAGCGAAAUGUCCCUACGAAGAAGGGUGUUGCCAUGCGAACGUAGAAAGACAAUCAUUCACACACUAGCGUUUUCUUCAUUUGGUCCUGUGUCAAUGUCCCAAAUGAAAACUGAAUCUCAACAGCGGUGCCACACAAAGAUAGAAAAACGAGAAUGUCGUGUGCCAUCCCGUCCGCCAGCAAUUGCCUAUACGUGCCACAAGAUGGCAGCAAAGGACUGAUGGAAGCUCCUCCACUCACUUCAACUUAGUUCCUUGGCCCCAAGAUGUACAGACCAGUCCAAAUGUCCCCCAUAAAGAAUACCGGCCCCCCCGAUUAAAACAAAUCAAUGGGAUGCCAAGGCUGGUGCCACAGAAAUAUAGAAAGACAAGAAUACAUUUGACAAACACGCGCACACACUUUCCCGUGUCACGUGACCCGCCUGCCAGUGGGCGAAUGUUCACAGUGAACGCAUGUUUUCCUUCUAGAAGGUUCCCGUUUUUUUUUUUCAAGUGCAAGCGGCCAUUUUGCAGGCUGCUGUUGAAAACGGUUGCACUUCACAAAACCUGAGGACGUUUUUUGUUGUUGUUGUUGUUGUUUUUUUAAACAAAGUUUGAGUCUUUAGUUUUUGUUUCUUGUUGGCAUAAAUGUUAAUUCAGUAUUUUUUUUUUUGGGCAGAACAACCAGAAUGUUCGUCGCGCAGACGAGCCAAACCAAAGCCAACCUUUGUGUAUACAAGCUCCACGGCUAUACGCUAAUAAUGCUAACGGCGUCGCGACAAGUAAGUGCCUUGUGCGGAAGCGCCCCGCCUCCUCGCGGCGUCGACCAAUCGGCUCGCUCGUCUUUUGACCGCGGCUUCUUGUACAAAACGUCCCGGUGGGAAUAAACCAGAUGGAAAACGU